AUGGACGAGGAGCAAGAAAGCGAGGAUACUGCAGUUAGACAUCUCAAGAAGCACAUCGACUCUCUGGGACCUGAAGUCCAUGCCAUUCAUUUAUCGCAGCAUGGCGAGUUGAUCUCAGUAUCGACCAAGCCUGAAGACGACCGAACCGUGUGUGUUUACUACCCUCCGCUGCAGGAUGUGCAGUCCCCCAAACAUGUCAACGCUGUGAUCCGUUCAGAUUUACUGGAGUUGGAUCGAUUUGGCCCGAAUGUCGAUCUUGUUUCUUAUUUGCCCAAUGGAGAUGCAAUCGAGCCCAAAAAGGCUGCCUUCAAGUACUACUUCCUUUUGCAGUUCCUGCACACGUUUUGGCACGAGAUGAACGUGUGGAUGCGUCUGCCGGCGCACCCACACAUUGUUCCGUUUGAUCGACUUGUGCUGGACGAGCUACGCGGCUGCGUCGUCGGCUUUACUAGCCUUUAUAUUCCUGGCGGCACGUUGAGCGAAAAUAAGCCGCGUGUGUUUAAGCUCGAAUGGCUCCGGCAGCUGACAUCUGUUGCCGAUGACUUGAACUUCAAGUAUAUUGACGGCAUUGGAUAUGGAGAGGACCGCAACGACGUUAAAGGGGUUAUAUUCACCCUCUACGAAAUUAUUACGCGCGACACACAUUUUCGAGAUGUUCGACACAGUGAGCAGAACCCAGCCGAUGUACAAGGGCUGGAGGAAUGGGUCCAGCACCCAGAUGUUAAGCUUGAUCAGCCUGUUUCGGAGUAUCGAGCGGUAUUGAACGACUGGGUGGAUAAAAGACGAACCGGAAGACAGAUUUCUCAUUAUAAAGAAGCGUCUGAGUACAUUGAGUGGCCAGAAUUCCCACAGCCACCCCCGGAGGAUUGGGAUGCAAAAGAUAGAGACGGUAACAUCGUGGGGACUCAAUCACAUGUGAUCCUAUCUCAUCAGCGUUUCAAUGAGAAGAAAAAGGGCAACGCCAUUUUGGAGUGGGAACGUCCUGCGCAAACCAAGCUCAAGGUCGGAGAUCGGCUGCUUGCAAAUGGACAGCUUGUUCCUAGGGAUUGA
Trichoderma gamsii is the source of this 1050-nucleotide messenger RNA. RefSeq lists its product as hypothetical. The record is from RefSeq and is a predicted model, not a curated record. Bases 1 to 1050 code for a protein of 349 amino acids. NCBI's taxonomy places the organism in Eukaryota, Fungi, Ascomycota, Sordariomycetes, Hypocreales, Hypocreaceae. The transcript has 2 exons.